Molecule: messenger RNA, 998 nt
Organism: Lagopus leucura (white-tailed ptarmigan)
Lineage: Eukaryota; Metazoa; Chordata; Aves; Galliformes; Phasianidae
Product: histone H1.10
Exons: 1
Coding region: 1-669 (222 amino acids)
Biological process (GO): nucleosome assembly
Cellular component (GO): nucleosome
Molecular function (GO): structural constituent of chromatin; DNA binding
Source: RefSeq, a predicted model, not a curated record
AUGUCGGAGACCGCUCCCGCCGCCGCUCCCGCUGUCGCGGCCCCCGCCGCCAAGGCGGCCGCCAAGAAGCCGAAGAAGGCGGCGGGCGGCGCCAAAGCCCGCAAGCCCGCGGGCCCCAGCGUCACCGAGCUGAUCACCAAGGCCGUGUCCGCCUCCAAGGAGCGCAAGGGGCUCUCCCUCGCCGCGCUCAAGAAGGCGCUGGCCGCCGGCGGCUACGACGUGGAGAAGAACAACAGCCGCAUCAAGCUGGGGCUCAAGAGCCUCGUCAGCAAGGGCACCCUGGUGCAGACCAAGGGCACCGGCGCCUCUGGCUCGUUCCGCCUCAGCAAGAAGCCGGGAGAGGCAAAGGAGAAGGCUCCUAGGAAGAGAACGCCCGCGGCCAAGCCUAAGAAACCGGCGGCGAAGAAGCCUGCCAGCGCAGCCAAAAAACCCAAGAAGGCGGCGGCGGCGGCGGCGAAGAAGAGCCCCAAGAAAGCCAAGAAGCCGGCGGCCGCUGCCACCAAGAAGGCGGUCAAGAGCCCGAAGAAGGUGACCAAGGCUGCCAAGCCCAAAAAGGCGGCGACUGCCAAAAGCCCGGCCAAGGCAAAGGCGGUGAAGCCCAAAGCUGCCAAAUCCAAGGCAGCCAAACCGAAGGCAGCCAAGGGAAAGAAGGCGGCGGCCAAGAAGUGAAGUAUUGAUGUGGAAAUACUUAAACCCAACGGCUCUUUUAAGAGCCACCCACCACUGUCCGAAAAAGAGCUGAGACACUCGGACAGUGAGCUCCAUGCCUGCAGCGAAGCUCACGAUUCGCCAUUUUUUACUCGCGAUCAGAUGGGAUGCUCGCCUGCAGAAAUAGCAGGACUCUGAGCUGCGGAACGUGGUUAGCACAGGGCUGGAAAAAAUAAAGUUUGCGCUCCCUGGAGAGGGGGGUGGGGAAAAAAAAGCAACCCCUCUUCGGGCUGCCUUUGAGCAACGAAGGACAGAGGUGCGUGUGUUAAAGGGAUUGCUGGGGUGGGUAU